AUGCUAAGUAAAUUAGGUGAAAAUUAUCCUUACAAAAGAGAUAGAUCUGCUCCAGGGUUAAUAAGAUAGUAAAAAAAUGAAUCAAGGAAUUAUAAUAUAAUCACUUGUAUUGAUAAACCUGCUACCUAAACUUCUAGCACUAGAUUUGCAGAUUCACUACCAUAAAUUGACAUCCCUAAAUAAAGGAAACUUGGAGAAUAUAAAGAUUAUCCAUAUCCUAGAAAUAAAAAAGAUUGCGAAAUGAAUAUAAACUUCAACAAAGGUAAUUAAAAAUAAGAAAUGGGCAAUGAGUCAGUUUAGUCUUAGUAAAAUACCAUAAGGCAAGCUAGUUAAUUAUAUCAAAGCAAAAAUUUGAUGAAUUGUAGUUCAGUAGGCUAUAAUUUUAUUACAAAUACAAUAGUCGAAAACCCUAAGACAAUUAAAGAUUUAAGAGGCGAUCACUAAACUAUAUGUAAUAGAACAAAAUAAAUUGGGUCAAUAUAUGAUAAAGGAAGGCUCUUUGCACCUAACUUCAAUCCUGAGUAUUAAAGCUUCUUCAAAACUAAUGAAGUAGCUUUUCAUCGUAAUAAAGGAAUGUGUGCAGAUACUUACAAUAGAGCUCAUACAUAUGGCCCUGGACUAAAACCCUUUAGAAAAUUUAAAUGA
Messenger RNA from Tetrahymena thermophila SB210, 645 nucleotides. RefSeq lists its product as hypothetical. The transcript has a single exon. The record is from RefSeq and is a predicted model, not a curated record. Lineage: Eukaryota; Ciliophora; Oligohymenophorea; Hymenostomatida; Tetrahymenidae.